Gossypium arboreum is the source of this 5041-nucleotide messenger RNA. RefSeq names its product protein SCAR2-like. Gene Ontology annotation, biological process: positive regulation of Arp2/3 complex-mediated actin nucleation; actin cytoskeleton organization. Gene Ontology annotation, molecular function: protein kinase A regulatory subunit binding; actin binding; Arp2/3 complex binding. The transcript has 9 exons. Gene Ontology annotation, cellular component: cytoskeleton. The coding region runs from base 263 to 4777 and encodes 1504 amino acids. The record is from RefSeq and is a predicted model, not a curated record. NCBI's taxonomy places the organism in Eukaryota, Viridiplantae, Streptophyta, Magnoliopsida, Malvales, Malvaceae.
AAAUAAAUAAAUAAAUAAAUAAAGACUUUCUCUCUCACACAGACACCGCUUCACGUCUUACACACACCACUGUAAAAAUUUCGUUCCUUCAUUUUCCGUCGAAAAUUGAAUUGAAAAUUCAGAGUGGCAACAAAACAAAGGCUAACAUAUCACUGAAAGUGAAUGCCUUUUCAAAGAGAUCAAGAUACAUUUUGAUUCUUUUCUAUAAACUGAGAAGUUGAAGGCUUCUUUUCUUCUUUUUUGGCGGAACAGAGGAGGAGAAAUGCCGUUGACGAGGUACCAGAUAAGGAAUGAGUACAGCUUGGCCGAUCCGGAGAUUUAUAGAGCUUCCGACAAGGAUGAUCCCGAGGCUUUACUUGAAGGCGUCGCUAUGGCUGGCCUCGUUGGUGUUUUGCGCCAACUCGGUGACCUUGCCGAGUUUGCUGCUGAGAUAUUCCAUGACUUACAUGAAGAUGUAAUAGCAACUGCUGCAAGAGGCCAUGGUCUAAUGGUUCGAGUCCGACAACUUGAGGCUGAGUUCCCUUCCAUUGAAAAGCCAUUUUUAUCACAAACCAAUCAUUCAUUAUUCUUUACUAAUGCAGGUGUUGACUGGCACCCUAAUAUGCGCACGGAACAUAAUCUGAUUACUCGUGGAGACUUACCUCGCUGUGUGCUGGAUUCUUACGAGGAAUGUCGAGGCCCUCCACGGUUAUUCCUUUUGGACAAAUUUGAUGUUGCGGGUGCUGGGGCAUGUUUAAAGCGUUACACUGAUCCAUCAUUCUUUAAAGCAGAAUCAGCUUUCCCUGGAAUUGAACCAGUAGAAGGUCAGAGGGGAAAGAAAGCCCGUAAAGUGAAGAAAAAAGGAUCAAGAUGGAGGAAUGAAGGGACACCAGAAUUUGCACUGGCAUCGCAUGCCAAAUUGCAUCAACUGUUUUUGCAGGAGCGUAUUGAGAAUGCCUACAAUGACCCUGUUUGUCUUGUAAAACUAAAAAGAAGGCAAUUGAAUGAAUUUCCACUUGACCCAAAAUCUGGGAAAAGCUACAUGGAGAAAUUCCUGGAGACUCCUUCCCCGGAGCAUAAAGCAGUUUAUGAGACCUCUGGUGUUCCACAACCUCUGAGAUUGACAUCAAAUCAUUCUAAUGAAUCAGGUCCUGAAAUACAUGAAAUUAGUAAAGAGAGUCCUGUGAAGAAUUCUUCACUUGGAAAGGAAAUCUCAAGUUCUUCGCCUACUGUACUAAUCCAGAAAUCAUCCAUGGAAAAGUUGAAUGAAGAAGUCAUCGACAGAGAGAUUGUAGAAGUGUCUGAACCAACAGGUAAUUUCACAGAUAAGAUCCCCCUUCCCCUUCAUAAAGAAACAGUUGAAAAGGAAAUAAUAGUAGAUGGAGAAGGCAGAAAAGAAUGCAGUACAGAUGGGGAUCAUUCUGAUGAUAUGAUCAGUGAGGUUGACAAUUACACGGAUGCCCUUACAACCAUGGACUCUGAAAUGGAUACAGACAAUGAAUACAGAUCUAAGAAUGACAUUGCCUUCAUAAAUGUUGGAAAAUGCCAAACAGGUUCUGAUGCAAAUGAAGAAAAGCUUGCGGUGCAAGCCCAUUCAUCAGAUUCUCAAUCAUUUGGGAUCUCCUCUGAAUCAGAUGAUGGUAACAGUUCGUUCAAGAAAGGAAGAUCUAGUUUUUCCAACUCUGAUAGUAUGGACAAUCUGGCUGAAGAUAUGGUGUCAGAUGGUGAAGAAGCAGCUAAACUGUCCCCUUCUAUUAAAAACCAUGUUACAGAGAUUGUUGAGGAAUCGCCCAUCCAGCUUCCUGCAUGUUCAGAGAUACACCAUUCCAGUUCUGAUAAGGUUUUGCUGCCAAAAGAUACUGUUGAAUGUAGGCUUCCUGAUCACGGAGAAGUAUCUGACAGUUCAAGUCGUGAAGAUUUUAAUUCCACACAUGUUUUGUUGGAUCAAGCCAACUACAUGGCAGCUUCUUUUCUGGAAAAGAAACUUGAUGAAGUGCCCUCUAAUAUUGUUACUACUAAUUCUGAUUUGUCAGACAGUGACGAUGGAGAAUAUUUUGCAGAUUCUUCAAAAGUCAUUUGUGCUGGUUCGUCUGAGAAACAGGAGGUUUCUUUGACCACUCUUUCUGCUGAUGAAAGCCUUCCCCAAGAUGAGUUGGACAGUGGAGGCACAAAUAUCUCUUCUGAUUCUUUGCCACAUUUAUCAAACAUUUUACAGCUUGCUCCUGAAAAGAGGAGUGGUAAUGAUCAUGAAGUUGUUAAAACAGAUUUUACUAGAGAAAGUUGUGAGGAAAAUUCAGUCAACCAAAUAACUGAUUCACGAUAUCCAAUAACUUCAACAACAGAGCAGCUCCCUUGUUCAACCUUGGGAGAAAUAGAAAGAGAUGCAGGUAUUACACUACCACCUGAAGGUUCGGAUGUUAUGGAGCCUGUCAACUUAGCUUAUGAGGUCAAUGAUGCUACUUCAGAAGCUGUUCUGAACUUGGAAUAUGUGAUUCCUAUGCCAAAUACUUCAGAGACUUGUGGCUUUAAUGAACAGAAACUUUCAGACAUAUUACCUGAUGAUCCUAACUCCAUGGUGGUAGGAGCUUCAUUUCAUGAAAAGAAACACAAUUUUAAUGAAUCAUUUGAUGCUUCAGAGGGAGAAGAAACUAGGGAAUUUCCCUGCAGUGUGGCUUCGGUGGAAGGAGAUGCUAACCUUUCUGAUCUUCCAUCUCAUGUUGCUGAUAAUUUGGACAUCAAGGAUCAUGUGAGCUUAGAUGAUCUGGCUACUGGAAAUGCUCUUGCAGAAAUUGUUGUCGUCUCUACUGCUGCUUGUGGUUCUGCUGACUUUGAUGAUGCUGUUGAUAAUACUACUUUUCAGACUUCAAAUUUGAUUGGUUCGGCAUCUGGAAAUCUAAUGUAUUUGGAAGAGUCUCCUUCUGGUGAUGGAGAUCUAUGUCAGGAAGAAUUGGAAUCUAAUGAGGUUAUUUCUCAAGGAUGUCUUACAGGCUUAGAGACACGAGAAGAAACAAAUCCAGUAGAAGGUGCUCCAGCAGAUAUAGUUUCCACUUCAUGCAAAUCAGUCUCUCACAACUGUUCCAAUUUAGAAGAUGACAGUCAGUAUUUAUCACCGGUUCAACCAACCAAAAAUCGUUUGACUUCCAUUGAUAUAACCGCAACACCAACUUCUUUAGAAUUGAGUAAUCAAGAGUCUGAAUCAAAAAAUUUGAGUAAGCUGAUGAAAAAAAGAGCAGAUAUGGUGUCUUCACCAAGUCAUUGCUUAUCAGAAAAAGAAACUUCUUUCGAGCAGUCCUUAGACUUCCCUACAAGUCAGCAUGAUAUGGGAAGCCUGGAUAUAGUUGAAGAUAGUUCCAAUAUUUCACCUCUCCUGUCCAAUCAGUUACAAAAUUCUUUUACUCAUUCCGACCAAGGCUUUUCAAGUAAACCUUCAUUGGAGUUUUCACAGCAAUCAGAUUGGCAAAGUAAGCAAGAAAGAUAUCCAUCAGGUUCUAUUCAUCCUGCCUUUGGCCUGAUUCCAGAGGCAACCAAAGUUAGCAUGGAGGAAAUGCCUCCAUUGCCGCCUCUUCCUCCAAUGCAGUGGAGGUUAGGGAGAAUUCAACAUGUUUCUCCAGCUUCACAAAGAGAAUUGGUCGAACAGGGUCAGGGGUCAUUCCCAGUGAUGCCACAAUGUGGAACUGAUGGGAAACUGCAGUUUGGUUUAUCAGCAUUAGAGAAAGCAAUUGAACAGCCCAAAAACCUGUUUUUACCCAUAGUGGAUGGUGAAGAGAGGUCUGGUCAUGUGUCUAAUCAAUUGGCUGUUGAUUGCAUGCAGCUCCCUGGUCCUUUUUCUAAGCACCCUCCAGCUAUGGGUAGCGACACUAAUAGCCAAUUCAAUGAUACCUGGCUGGAUAGAACACACUCAAACUCAUAUUAUACUUUGCCUGUAAUAUCAAAUAAAAGCAUUGAGUGUGAUUCCAUUGCGAUGGAAGACGAUAGGGUAGAAACCACUUACUCAUCACUGAUGCCAGCUACUGAUACAACUUCAAGACAUAUUACCAUUGUAUCUUCACAUGAGAAAAUAACACAUCCUCCAGACCAGUUUGUACCGGAUAUAGGUUUGGAAGGUGGGGCAUAUCAGCACCCUGCACAAAAUUCCAGGAGAGAGGAGAGGAAUCUUCCUAAUAUAUCUGUGCCCCUGCCAGUUAAGAGAGAGGAGCAUAUACCAAGCAAGGUAGUGGAGGAUCUUUCAAUGGAAGUAGAACAACAGUUUCCAACCAAAGUAGAGGAGCAGCCUCAACAUGGUUUGGCAGUUUCAGAGGGAGAAUCUUCGCAGAUAUCAAAUGCCAUUGUUAAGCAUGGUUUGGCAUCUCCAGAGGUAGAUAUUGCACAGACGUCAAAUACAACUGCGCAGCAUGAGUUGUCAACUUCAGAGGGAGCAGCAGUGUGGCCAUCAAUUAUGCUUGCUCUAUCACCAGUUGUUGAAGAUGAAAACUCGAAUGGCAAUCCAACUGUGAAGCUUCCUCGACCUCGCAAUCCUCUCAUUGAUGCUGUUGCUGCUCAUGACAAGAGCAAGUUGAGAAAGGUAACGGAGCGGAUUCACCCUCCAGUCAUUCCAAAGGUAGAUGAAAGAGAUUCGUUGCUGGAACAGAUACGAACAAAGUCCUUCAACUUGAAGCCUGCUGUGGUUACCAGACCCAGCAUUCAGGGUCCUAAAACCAACUUAAGAGUAGCAGCAAUCUUGGAGAAAGCAAAUGCAAUUCGCCAGGCAUUGGCUGGAAGUGAUGAAGAUGAUGACGAAGAUAGUUGGAGUGACUCUUAAAAAGACAAAAGGCAAGGACACAUCCUUUUGGAUAUGCUCGUUGAAAAUGUUCAUUUCAUCCUAUAUGUUAAAUUCUCCAUCUUAGUGAAUAGCAAAAAUCUAUAUACAUGUGUAUGUAUGUAUGUAUGUAUGUAUGUAUGUAUGUCUUGUGGUCAGUGAUUUAUUCUUUUUUUAUUUAUUUAUCAACAUUCUCAUUCUGUUGGUGUAUAAAAUUCUGCUCUUCCUUUUUCCAAAUAUAUCACGGCACUUGGCUUUGCUAUAUUA